Messenger RNA from Magallana angulata, 2170 nucleotides. Its product is annotated as rab9 effector protein with kelch motifs-like. NCBI's taxonomy places the organism in Eukaryota, Metazoa, Mollusca, Bivalvia, Ostreida, Ostreidae. The transcript is spliced from 4 exons. Gene Ontology annotation, molecular function: protein binding. The record is from RefSeq and is a predicted model, not a curated record. Bases 690 to 1937 code for a protein of 415 amino acids.
AGGCAAUCUUGGCUUAAUAUACAUGUAUGUAGUUUGUGCAAACAAGCCUAUAUAAUACAGAAAAACAUCAUUAUUCCGCUAAAAUGUUGUCGGAUUUGGAUUUGCUGUGAGUGCAUUUUAAAAGGAUGUGGAUUCAUUAGGAAUUUUAAUUUUCCCUGUAUAUGUCACAUCUUUGUUGUGAAUUCAUGAUUAAAAAAAGGAAGUUAAGAGAUGGCUAGAUGGAAAACUGUUGUAGGGAAUAAAAAUGCUACCUCUUCCUCAAUGAGUACCCAGCCCUCUUCCUUCUUCGAAUCCUCCUACUUCAUCCAUCAGAGAUAUGAAGACACUGCUAUAGUGGUAUUUCAACAACAGCAGAGGAAGAAAAGGGACUCAACUUUUGAAAUGAAAAGACCUGUCCACAGGGACCAUGAAGCCGAUAAAAGACAUGUAGAAUUGGGACAUUACGGAAACCCAGGAGUAAUUGUGAAGGGAGAGAUUGCUAAUACUAAAGUGCAUGUGGACAAGAGUCCGGUCCAGUCGACUGUGUGUGUUAUAGUAUAAUGGCUGUUUAGUGUGUAGGGACGUCUGUGUUGCAUGCUGCUUAUUUGGGUUUAGGUUCUGUGUGCAUGUUAAAGUAGACAUUUUAUUACAUUAUCCAGAAUUUAUCUUAUUUACAAUAUUUUAAAAUUAGCUUUGUUUCUAUGUGAACAAUGGAACUUCAUCCAAUACUAGAGAGGGAUACUGUCCCCAAUACUGGGCUGUGGUAUGUGUUGUCUGCUUUGGGAGACUCUCCCUCAAUUCGUGUUGGUCACACAUGCACUCAUGUUAAAGGAUUAUCAGAUGGUGACAAUGGAAAGCUGUAUGUGAUAGGUGGUGCUAAUCCUAGUGGAGCCUUCUGUGACACUUUUGUACUUGAUUUCAAUACCAUGAUGUGGGACAUCGUAGACUACCCAGGGUUCAGGGCAAGAUACGAACAUGCAGCCUUUGUUCCACAAUCAGAACCAGAGAAAAUUUAUGUAUUCGGAGGAGCAGAUCCCACGGGAAAUAUGAAUGAUAUUCAGGUGUUAGAUACUGCAACCAACUCCUGGUCCACCCCCAACAUAAGUGGCACCCCGCCCACCCCUCGCACAUACCAUACCACUGCUGUUGUGGGGGACAAGUUCAUCGUGUACAGUGGGGGACACAGCGGACCUGACCCUGUGGGGGACAGACAGGUCCACUGCUUUGAUGUUAAAACAUCCUCGUGGUCCAUCCUUCCAAUCAAAGGAGACUCUCCAAAGCCUCGUCAUGGUCAUGUGAUGGUUGCUGUUGGCAAUAGAUUAUUCAUUCAUGGUGGAAUGGCAGGAUCUGCAUUUUAUGAUGACUUCCAUCUUAUGGAUCUUGAUAAAAUGUCUUGGUCUAACAUUCGACGGAAAAAGGCAACACCAUCAGCAAGAGCAGCUCACAGCGGAGUGGCAGUGGGAAAAGACAUCUACAUCUUUGGCGGAAUGAGCAGAGAGGGGGCACUAGAUGACCUGUAUAAAUGUGACACGUCUUCCAUGUUAUGGACUAAAGUAGAACUUCAGGGUCCCCCUCCUGCAUGUCGACUGGACUUUGGUAUGUGCCAGGUCAGUUUAUUCCGGAGCCUGACGCGAGUGACUGAUGACCAGGACCUGGUCACUCAGGUUCAGCAGACAAAGGAGAUCCUGGAUCGUGAGUUGAAGCCUGGGAGUGCUAGUUCCAGGGACAGUCGCCAGGAUACAGGAUCAGAGAGCUCCAGUGUGACUUACGAGAUCCCACAACCUAACACCGACGAUGAGGAUGAGGAAACACCGAGAGCAGAGGGCGCCAUUGCCUCCCUGAAUACUCCCAUGUCCGAUGGCAAAGAAAUGAGAUUUCUCUUGGUUCAUGGUGGCAUGGAUACAGAGGGAGAAAUAUUUGAUGAUGCUCUUGUUUUAUUAACUGAACAACCAAAUUGAUAUAGAAUAAUGAUUUUUUUCAAUUCCAUUGAACUUUUAUUCAUAUUAGCACAUACCGUAAUAACAUAAGUUGCCAAAUUUUGUGAUAUAUUAUUUUACAGCAUAAAUGAACAAAAUGAUAGUUGAUACAGUCACAAAAUACAUAUUUUGUGUUAGAUGAUUUAAUUUAGAAUAAAUUAUUCUUUUUAAAUCUCUAUUAUAAUAAUAGAGAUUUAAAAAGAAUAUAUAUUUCA